CUAAACAAAUUUUAAAGAAUUUUGUGAGUGUUAUUAAGUGUUUUCUAACCCUUUUGUUCAAAGUGUGGAUACCCUUUGCUAUGCUUUGUCCACCCACCAUGCGUCCCGCCAGUCCAGCAGAAUCUGAAAUUUCGGUGGGCGGUGCACCCAGCCCUUUGCCCCAAACACAAAACCGCACCGCCAUCGAUUUAUUGCAUCAUCAACAACAGUUAAUCAUACAACAUCAACAUGCCGUAGCCGCCGCCGCUGCUGCUGGCUUAACACGUGCCGCUGCCGUCGGUAAUAUGCCUGAGGAAUAUUUUCAGCCUCUCAAACGUCUAAGAAUGUCCGACGAUAGCGAAUGUACUAAAGAAAGAUCUCCCAGUCCGGUGCAACUGCAAAAUUCCAACUCAAAUACCGGCAAUACAAAAUCAAAUUUGGAGGGUGUGAAAAGUUUUUCCAUAGCCGAUAUUUUGGGUCAUGAAAAACGUGAUAGCUCUUCAGUGUCGCCACCACCCGCCUCUCAGAGAUCUUCUUCAGGUCUAUUACAGCCCCGCACCGAGCCUUUGGAUAUAGUGACGGGCUCUCAUCCCGCAGCCAUGUUAUUACCCGGUUCUGCUCAUGUGGUAAGACCCUGGGAUCAUUUAUUAGGUCCCAUGCCCGUAAGACCAUUCAUACCAUCCGCCCUUUUACAUUACGAACAAAGAUUGGCUUUGGAUUAUCACCGCCAGCUGCAGGAACAUUUCAAUGCCCAGGCUCAGCUUUUGCGACAUAUGAACGGCAUGGAUAUUAUACCCUCGGAGAGUGGCAGUGAGCGUAGCAGUUCAGCGGCUAGUGAUUGUUGUUCACCGGAAAUUAAUCGCUCUUCGGGUGAUUUACACACCAGACAUUCUCCCCAAUCUUCACAAGAAAGAUCUCAACAUAAUGGCAGUGGUGGUGGUGGUGCGAAUGGCUCCAAUGCAUCCGGUAAUAGUUCAAAUAGUGCGGCGGCCUCUUCGAGUGGCGGCAAAACAAAACCAAAUGGCACUCCCUUGGAUGCUUUGUUUCAAAUGACCACCAAAGAUUUCGAUGAAGAACAAGACAAAUCCCACUUGGACAUCUUUGCGAAUCGGCCACAGCCCAAAAAGAAGCGCAAGUCACGCACUGCCUUUACCAAUCAUCAAAUCUUUGAAUUGGAAAAACGUUUUCUGUAUCAAAAGUACCUGUCGCCCGCCGAUCGUGAUGAAAUUGCUGCCUCUCUGGGGCUCUCCAAUGCCCAGGUGAUAACCUGGUUCCAAAAUCGACGAGCCAAGCAAAAGCGUGAUAUUGAGGAAUUGAAAAAGGAUUUUGAAAGUGUUAAGGUAUUCUCGGGUCAUAAAUCGUUUCUGGAAAAUGUCAAUGAUUUGAGUAUACUGAAAAAGAAGCCUCUGCAUCCCGAUGCCGCUGUUAUGGAGAGUUUAGCGGCUGCAGCAGCGGCUGGUAUGAUGCCCUCAAUGACAGGACACCCAGCUAACUCCUCUAUGCAAACAUUAUCGCCUCAGAAAUGA
This is a messenger RNA of Calliphora vicina (urban bluebottle blowfly), 1505 nucleotides long. It is a transcript of the gene lbe, whose product is annotated as ladybird early. Gene Ontology annotation, molecular function: sequence-specific double-stranded DNA binding; DNA-binding transcription factor activity, RNA polymerase II-specific. Gene Ontology annotation, cellular component: nucleus. NCBI's taxonomy places the organism in Eukaryota, Metazoa, Arthropoda, Insecta, Diptera, Calliphoridae. The coding region runs from base 81 to 1505 and encodes 474 amino acids. The record is from RefSeq and is a predicted model, not a curated record. Gene Ontology annotation, biological process: regulation of transcription by RNA polymerase II. The transcript is spliced from 2 exons.